AUGUCGAAUGAUGUCCAUGAUGUCAGAGUUGCGCUUCAGACUAUUACUCAGGCGCCCAUUGCAUCGCUCCUUAUAAAUACUCGCGAGCUUUGCGAAGCGAAUUUUGUUAUUGCAAAGGCCAUUCACUCUCUCCAUUCGAGUUUUUGCGAGGAUGUUGGAAAAUUCGAAACUCAAUUGGAUGAUGCAGCCGACCGUGCUAUUGCUCAGGCUCAGGUUGAUCCCAUCUUGGAAGUCAGCACCAGGCAAGGCGGUGACCAGGAAACGAUGCGCCAGUAUGAGGCCCGACGUGGCCGGCCAGAGCAUGCAGUUAUGAGGCUUGUACAGUAUUGGAUUCAGAAGAAAAUGGCGGGACCCAGUGUACUCAGUGCUGCAGAUGAACAUAUAAUAUUAGAUGAUUUACGCAAGUCUGUAGUUUCAAGUACUCGUGUCUUUUUGGCACUAGUAAGAAGUACAAAAAAAAGACGGUCCGCUACCACUUCGCGACGCUGA
This is a messenger RNA of Bipolaris maydis ATCC 48331, 489 nucleotides long. RefSeq lists its product as uncharacterized. The record is from RefSeq and is a predicted model, not a curated record. NCBI's taxonomy places the organism in Eukaryota, Fungi, Ascomycota, Dothideomycetes, Pleosporales, Pleosporaceae.